Molecule: messenger RNA, 1510 nt
Organism: Monopterus albus (swamp eel)
Lineage: Eukaryota; Metazoa; Chordata; Actinopteri; Synbranchiformes; Synbranchidae
Gene: nherf2
Product: NHERF family PDZ scaffold protein 2
Exons: 6
Coding region: 1-1260 (419 amino acids)
Biological process (GO): protein localization to plasma membrane
Cellular component (GO): apical plasma membrane
Molecular function (GO): signaling receptor binding; protein-membrane adaptor activity
Source: RefSeq, a predicted model, not a curated record
AUGGAGAGUAAGCUGAGACCCAGGCUCUGUUAUCUGGUGAAAGAGGAGCGUGAUUAUGGGUUUCACCUGCAGGGUGGGCGGAAAAUAGGAGGAGAGUUCAUCCGCAAAGUGGUCCCCGGCUCCUCAGCUGACCUGGGUGGGCUACGACCAGGAGACCGGGUGGUGGAGGUGAACGGGGUGAAUGUGGAGAAGGACAGUCAUCAUGAAGUGGUGAAACGUGUCCGUGCGAUACCCAACCGCGUCAGGCUGCUGGUGGUGGACAGUGACACAGAUGAAUACCUCCGCAGCAGGGGCCUGGUGUGCACUGAGGACAUGGCCAUUGAGAUGGGAACCCUCCUCUCACGCCCCUCAUCCAGGCCAAUGCCUGCCACGUCUUCCUUGGUCAGAAAGAUUUCACCCCUGUCCGUCAAACCCGACCACUUACACUCAUUUCACUCUACUGCUGAAGAUUUGUCCAUUGACAUGAUUAUACAAGACAAGGUCAAGAGAUCAUCACUGACAUCAUGUUCAGCAACUGACAUAGAGCUGCAGGUGGAGCCCUCACCAGAGCCAACAGAUGAGCUCUGUCCCAGACUGUGUCAUCUGGUGAAGGAGGACAAUGGCUAUGGCUUCAGCCUACACAGCAAUAAGACAAAGGGUGGACAGUUUGUUCAUUCUGUGGACCCUGGUUCAGCUGCUGAGAGCGCAGAUAUCCGGCCUGGAGACAGAAUACUGGAGGUGAAUGGAGUGAACAUAGAGGGCCUGACACACUCAGAGGUGGUGGCCCUUAUUAAAUCAGGACGGGAGGAAGUACGUCUCCUAGUAGUCGACCAGGAGAUGGACGAGCUCUUCCACAGACUAAAGAGCACAUCCAUCACCAACCAUGCCAAAGAGGCCUACAUGGAUGAAUCAGCCACAGAAAGCAUCAAAUCCACGCUUUGCUCCACCCCUGAACUCCCCACCACAAAUCCACAAAUCAUAAAUGUCACAGUGACAGACGCCCCAAUCACAUACAUGUCUCAAAAGUCCCGGGCGAAUGGGAGCUCAGCAUCCCAUUCCUCCAGAAGCUCUACCACUCAGUCAGAUAUCAGCAACUCAGACAUAAGCAUCCAGGUCUUUGAUGAGGAUGACAGACGAGUUUCAGACCCUUUUGUGGACAGUGGACUGGUUCUGAGUUCUACAGCUGCUGAGGCUAAACAAAAGGUCCGUGCUAGCCGCAACAAGAAGAGAGCUCCCCUCAUGGAGUGGAGCAAGAAACGUGAGCUCUUCAGCAGCUUCUGACUGCAGAAUGCAAGGGUGGAAGAAGAGCAUGAAAACAGGAUAGAACAAGGAAUAAUACUGUGAUUCUUUACUGUUUGUAUUAUAAUCUUAAACACCCCCAUCCUGCAGAGACAUAAAAAAUGAAUAAUGCAAAAAAGGGGGGGGGAGCAGGUAGAAUAAACAGAAUAAAAAAGGAAAAGGAUGAGAAAAUCCCUCAAGAUUAAGGUAUGUUUGUGCCACUAAUUGUCUGCUGGUUUAUUCUGUUACUUUU